GACUUUGUGGUAUCGAGCGCCAGAGGUCUUACUUCAGUCCACGUACGCAACACCAGUAGACAUGUGGAGCGUUGGAUGCAUUUUUGCAGAGAUGUUCAGGCGGAAACCUCUCUUUUGUGGAAAUUCAGAAGCCGACCAGUUAUGCAAGAUUUUUGAUAUGAUUGGUCUUCCAUCUGAUGAAGAGUGGCCAACAGAUGUAACGCUCCCACGUGCAGCUUUCUCACCACGGAGUCCACAACCAGUAGAGCGAUUUGUUCCAGAAAUUGACGCUAUAGGUGCACAGCUUUUGCUGGAGAUGCUGACCUUUGACCCCCAGAGACGUAUAUCUGCAUCCCAUGCCUUACUUCAUCCCUUCCUGGCAGAGGACAGUGUUGCCUGCUCCAUACCUGAAGCCUUUCCUUACGCACGUGCGACUGCAGAUGAGGUGAAAUGAAUCCACUCUUUCCAUCACCAGACAUCAGAGAACCAUAUCACCCUAGAUACAGAACCACAAAGCUCACCACUGCCUUAUAAAUAAACGUGUGCCUUUUUUCAAGUCAUUGCUUUUUGUUGCAUGACACUACACUAGUAUCAGAAUUAUUUUCCAGCUACAUCAUGCAAACUCUUUUUCCGGAUACAGAUUCAAAUGGGUUUUAAAAACACAACCAUAGAAAAACUACGCAAUCCGUAAAUAUCUGUAGUUGGACUGGAGAGCUGCCAAUAGAAACAUUUAUGCUGUAGCCAAGUCCACAAAUGAAAGAAGAUGAAUUGAACAUUGACGUUUUACUUUGAGUAAAAGACCUCAAAUAGGAAAAGAUGAUUACGACACCUGAAUAUUUGCAACUCUACAAACUAUGAUGAUGCAAGAUUAUGUUGCGUGUGUAUAUCCUAUAGCUGUCUAUUGAAGCUAUAAUUGUUCUUGGACAGUGGUACAACCUGAAUGCUUUAUGCCAGCUUUCUAUAUUUCUCAUUAUACUAGCACACUGCA
Bombina bombina (fire-bellied toad) is the source of this 967-nucleotide messenger RNA. RefSeq names its product cyclin dependent kinase 4 (gene CDK4). Gene Ontology annotation, biological process: signal transduction; regulation of G2/M transition of mitotic cell cycle; G1/S transition of mitotic cell cycle. Gene Ontology annotation, cellular component: nucleus; cytoplasm; cyclin-dependent protein kinase holoenzyme complex. Lineage: Eukaryota; Metazoa; Chordata; Amphibia; Anura; Bombinatoridae. The transcript has 4 exons. Gene Ontology annotation, molecular function: cyclin-dependent protein serine/threonine kinase activity; ATP binding; cyclin binding. The coding region runs from base 62 to 433 and encodes 123 amino acids. The record is from RefSeq and is a predicted model, not a curated record.